GAGUGCUAGAUAUCCCCAUGAUCAGUUGGGUGGUUAUGCUCGUGUCCAGGUUGCUGGAUUAUGUGGCAACUGUGGAAGAUGAAGCAGCAGCUGCAAAGAAACCUUUGAAUGGUAAAGACAGGGAGAGGUUUAUGACAGGUAACCAGUGGAGUUUUAUUAACAAUAGUCUGCACACCCAGAACAUAAGUAGAUCUUCCAAAGGCAGCAGUAGCCUUGAUAGAUUAUAUUCCAGAAAAAUAAGAAAGCAGCUAGUUCAUCAUAAACAGCAACUUAACUUAUUAAAAGCAAAACAGAAGGCUUUGGUGGAACAGAUGGAAAAAGAAAAAAUACAGAGUAACAAAGGAUCAUCAUAUAAACUUCUGGUAGAACAAGCAAAAUUAAAGCAGGCUACCUCAAAGCACUUUAAGGAUUUAAUUCGGUUACGUCGGACGGCAGAGUGGUCUCGUUCUAAUUUAGACACAGAAGUUACAACAACAAAAGAAAGUCCAGAGAUAGAACCACUUCCAUUUACUCUGGCCCAUGAACGUUGUAUUUCAGUAGUCCAGAAACUUGUCCUGUUUCUCCUCUCUAUGGAUUUUACAUGCCAUGCAGAUCUCUUAUUGUUUGUUUGUAAGGUUCUUGCACGCAUUGCGAAUGCCACGAGGCCAACUAUACAUCUAUGUGAGAUUGUGAACGAACCCCAGCUGGAAAGACUGCUAUUACUUUUGGUUGGAACUGACUUCAAUAGAGGAGAUAUAUCUUGGGGUGGUGCUUGGGCUCAAUAUUCCUUAACUUGUAUGCUACAGGAUAUUUUAGCAGGAGAAUUGCUGGCUCCAGUAGCUGCGGAAGCCAUGGAGGAAGGAACAGUGAGUGAUGAUGUAGGUGCCACAGCUGGUGACUCUGACGACUCCCUGCAGCAGUCUUCAGUUCAGCUGCUGGAAACUAUCGAUGAACCUUUGACACAUGAUAUGACAGGUGCACCUCCUCUUUCCUCUUUGGAAAAAGAUAAAGAAAUUGACCUUGAGCUACUUCAGGAUCUAAUGGAAGUUGACAUUGAUCCUUUAGAUAUUGAUUUGGAAAAGGAUCCUCUUGCAGCCAAAGUCUUUAAGCCAAUAAGCAGUACAUGGUAUGACUAUUGGGGUGCUGAUUAUGGCACCUACAAUUACAACCCGUACAUUGGAGGUCUUGGAAUUCCUGUAGCAAAGCCACCAGCAAAUGCAGAGAAGAAUGGAUCACAGACAGUUAGUGUUUCAGUGUCUCAGGCCCUAGAUGCUCGCCUAGAAGUUGGACUCGAACAACAAGCAGAACUUAUGUUGAAAAUGAUGUCUACCCUGGAAGCAGAUUCCAUUUUACAGGCAUUAACAAAUACAUCUCCUACAUUAUCACAGUCUCCCACCGGAACAGAUGAUUCACUUCUAGGGGGCUUACAAGCAUCUAACCAGUCCAACCAGCUUAUUGUACAGUUAUCGUCUGUCCCAAUGUUAAAUGUUUGUUUCAACAAACUUUUUUCCAUGCUUCAAGUCCAUCAUGUUCAGUUGGAAUCACUUCUCCAGUUGUGGCUCACAUUGAGUCUGAAUUCUAGUUCAUCUGGAAACAAAGAAAAUGGAGCAGACAUUUUUUUAUAUAAUGCUAAUCGAAUACCUGUCAUUACAUUAAAUCAAGCAUCAAUAACCAGCUUUCUCACGGUGUUAGCUUGGUAUCCCAAUACUUUGCUCCGGACAUGGUGCCUUGUGCUUCAUAGUCUAACUCUCAUGACAAACAUGCAGCUUAACCCUGGUUCCAGUAGUACCAUUGGAACUCAGGAGAGUACUGCCCAUCUGCUGGUUUCAGAUGCAAACCUGCUUCAUGUGUUAGUGAAGUUUCUUUCUGGCACGAGUCCACAUGGAACAAGCCAGCACAGCCCACAGGUUGGUCCAACAGCUACGCAAGCUAUGCAAGAAUUUCUUACCCGAUUGCAAGUGCAUCUGUCUUCAACGUGUCCUCAGAUAUUCAGUGAAUUUUUGCUCAAGCUAAUUCAUAUACUUUCAACAGAAAGGGGUGCCUUCCAGACAGGCCAAGGACCUCUUGAUGCCCAAGUAAAGCUUUUAGAAUUCACUUUGGAGCAGAAUUUUGAAGUUGUUUCCGUUAGUACUAUUUCUGCUGUGAUAGAGUCUGUCACUUUUUUAGUGCACCACUAUAUCACUUGCUCAGACAAAGUCAUGUCUCGAAGUGGAUCAGAUAGCUCAGUGGGUGCUCGAGCAUGCUUUGGGGGACUCUUUGCCAACCUCAUUCGUCCAGGUGAUGCAAAAGCAGUUUGUGGUGAAAUGACAAGAGAUCAACUCAUGUUUGAUUUGCUAAAACUGGUUAACAUUUUAGUUCAGCUGCCUCUUUCGGGUAAUAGGGAGUACAGUGCAAGAGUGCCUGUGACCACCAAUACGACAGACAGUGUUUCAGAUGAAGAGAAAGUUUCAGGAGGCAAAGACGGCAGUGGAAGCUCUAGCAGCAUUCAAGGACCACCUGCGUCUGUCGCCGACUUAGUGUUGGCCAACCAGCAGAUCAUGAGCCAGAUUCUGUCUGCUCUGGGCCUGUGCAAUAGCAGUGCCAUGGCGAUGAUAAUCGGGGCAAGUGGAUUACAUCUCACUAAACAUGAAAACUUUCAUGGUGGGUUAGAUGCCAUAUCAGUUGGGGAUGGACUGUUUACCAUACUGACAACUCUUAGUAAAAAAGCAUCUACAGUUCAUAUGAUGCUGCAGCCAAUUUUAACCUACAUGGCCUGUGGAUAUAUGGGCAGACAGGGCUCUCUUGCUACUUGCCAGUUAUCUGAACCAUUAUUGUGGUUUAUUCUGAGAGUACUGGAUACUAGUGAUGCCUUGAAAGCAUUCCAUGAUAUGGGUGGUGUUCAGCUCAUUUGCAACAAUAUGGUUACUAGUACAAGGGCUAUUGUAAACACUGCGAGAAGUAUGGUAUCAACUAUUAUGAAAUUUCUUGACUCUGGUCCGAAUAAAGCUGUUGACAGCACAUUGAAAACAAGAAUCCUAGCUUCUGAGCCUGACAAUGCAGAAGGGAUCCAUAACUUUGCACCCCUGGGUACAAUCACAUCUAGCAGUCCCACUGCCCAACCAGCUGAGGUGCUUUUGCAGGCCACGCCCCCUCAUAGAAGAGCUCGCUCUGCUGCUUGGUCCUACAUCUUUCUGCCCGAGGAGGCUUGGUGCGACCUCACCAUUCACCUUCCUGCAGCAGUGCUCCUUAAAGAGAUACAUAUCCAACCUCACCUGGCAUCUCUUGCAACCUGCCCAUCCUCAGUGUCUGUAGAAGUAAGUGCAGAUGGAGUAAACAUGCUACCAUUGUCUACUCCUGUUGUCACAAGUGGUCUUACCUACAUAAAAAUUCAACUUGUGAAAGCUGAAGUAGCUUCCGCUGUCUGCCUUAGACUCCAUCGUCCACGAGAUGCCAGCACACUAGGCCUUUCACAGAUCAAAUUACUGGGCCUCACUGCUUUUGGUACCACUUCUUCAGCAACAGUUAAUAAUCCCUUUCUUCCAUCUGAAGAUCAGGUAUCCAAAACAAGUAUUGGAUGGUUGCGGUUGUUACAUCAUUGCCUUACUCACAUAAGUGAUCUGGAAGGAAUGAUGGCAAGUGCAGCUGCACCUACUGCUAAUUUGCUGCAGACUUGUGCUGCCUUACUGAUGUCUCCGUACUGUGGAAUGCAUUCACCCAACAUUGAGGUUGUGCUCGUAAAGAUAGGACUUCAGUCCACUCGAAUUGGCCUAAAGCUUAUAGACAUUCUCCUGAGAAAUUGUGCAGCAUCAGGCAGUGAUCCUACAGAUUUGAAUAGCCCUUUACUUUUUGGAAGACUGAAUGGACUGUCUUCUGACUCUACGAUAGAUAUUCUUUACCAGCUUGGAACAACUCAGGAUCCUGGAACAAAAGACAGAAUUCAGGCCUUGUUAAAAUGGGUCAGUGAUUCUGCAAGAGUGGCUGCUAUGAAAAGAAGUGGCAGGAUGAGUUACAUGUGUCCUAACUCUUCAUCAAUAGAGUAUGGUCUUUUGAUGCCAUCUCCUUCUCAUUUGCACUGUGUAGCAGCAAUUUUGUGGCACAGUUAUGAACUGCUGGUAGAAUAUGAUUUACCAGCACUGCUAGACCGGGAGCUCUUUGAGUUACUUUUUAAUUGGUCCAUGUCUCUUCCCUGCAAUAUGGUUUUGAAGAAAGCUGUGGACAGUCUGCUUUGCUCAAUGUGUCACAUACACCCAAGUUAUUUUUCUUUGCUCAUGGGCUGGAUGGGCAUUACCCCUCCCCCAGUGCAGUGUCACCAUGGACUGUCCAUGACCGAUGAUAGCAAAAAGCAAGAUCUCAGUUCAUCUUUAACAGACGACUCUAAAAAUGCACAAGCACCUCUUGCCCUAACUGAAUCACAUUUGGCAACCCUUGCUUCCUCUUCUCAAUCUCCAGAAGCUAUCAAACAAUUAUUGGACUCAGGUUUGCCUUCUCUUCUUGUGAGGAGUCUGGCUGGUUUUUGUUUUAACCACAUUUCCUACUCUGAAAGCAUUGCUCAAUCAGUAGAUAGUUCCCAGGACAAACUGAGGCGACCCCACGUCCCACAGCAGUGUAAUAAGAUGCCUGUCACAGCAGACCUGGUUGCUCCUAUUCUUAGGUUUUUGACAGAAGUUGGCAAUAGCCAUAUCAUGAAAGACUGGCUGGGUGGGUCUGAAGUCAAUCCACUGUGGACAGCACUUCUGUUUUUAUUGUGUCACUCUGGCUCCGCCUCUGGAGGACACAGCCUCAGUGCCCAGCAGGCCAGUGCGAGGUCAGCUUCCCUCUCCUCAGCUGCCUCAGCGGGGCUGACCACCCAGCAGAGAACGGCGAUCGAGAAUGCGACUGUUGCCUUCUUCCUGCAGUGCAUCUCAUGUCACCCCAGCAAUCAGAGGCUGAUGGCCCAGGUUCUCUGUGAACUGUUUCAGACAUCUCCUCAAAGAGGGAACCUUCCAACAUCAGGCAAUAUUUCAGGGUUUGUACGUAGAUUAUUCUUGCAGUUGAUGCUGGAGGAUGAGAAAGUGACAAUGUUUCUUCAGUCUCCCUGUCCACUGUACAAGGGGAGAAUUAAUGCUACUAGCCACGUCAUCCAGCAUCCAAUGUAUGGAGCAGGCCACAAGUUCCGAACACUUCAUUUGCCAGUCUCAACAACAUUAUCAGAAGUUCUGGACAGAGUGUCAGAUACACCAAGUAUUACUGCUAAACUAAUUAGUGAACAAAAAGAUGACAAGGAAAAGAAAAACCAUGAAGAAAAAGAAAAAGUUAAGGCAGAAAAUGGAUUUCAGGAUAAUUACAGUGUUGUUGUUGCUUCAGGGCUGAAAUCGCAAUCUAAACGUGCUGUGUCAUCUACGCCACCUCGCCCACCAUCCAGGAGAGGGAGGGCAAUGCCUGAUAAAAUAGGAAGUGCUUCCUCAGGAGCAGACGCUGCCAGCAAAAUAAUCACGGUCCCUGUGUUUCAUCUGUUCCAUAAACUCUUAGCUGGCCAGCCAUUGCCAGCUGAAAUGACGCUUGCUCAACUUUUAACUCUACUAUAUGACCGAAAGCUUCCUCAAGGUUACCGUUCAAUAGAUCUGACUGUUAAAUUGGGAUCCAGAGUUAUCACAGACCCAAGUCUGUCAAAAACAGAUUCUUUUAAAAGACUGCACCCUGAAAAAGAUCAUGGAGAUUUACUUGGUAGUUGUCCCGAUGAUGAGGCUCUCACUCCAAGUGAUGAAUGUAUGGAUGGGAUAUUGGAUGAAUCUUUACUUGAAACCUGUCCCAUUCAGUCACCAUUACAAGUUUUUGCAGGAAUGGGUGGACUGGCUCUUAUUGCAGAAAGAUUACCCAUGUUAUAUCCAGAAGUAAUUCAACAGGUGAGUGCUCCGGUUGUAACGUCUACUACUCAGGAAAAACCAAAGGAUAGUGAUCAGUUUGAAUGGGUGACUAUUGAACAAUCAGGGGAAUUAGUUUACGAAGCACCAGAAACCAUUGCGGCUGAACCCCCACCUAUCAAGUCAGCAGUACAGACCAUGUCUCCCAUACCUGCCCAUUCUUUGGCUGCUUUUGGAUUAUUUCUUCGGCUUCCGGGUUAUGCUGAAGUGCUACUAAAAGAGAGAAAACACGCCCAGUGCCUUCUUCGCUUGGUUUUGGGAGUGACAGAUGAUGGAGAAGGAAGUCAUAUCUUGCAAUCUCCAUCAGCCAAUGUGCUCCCAACCCUGCCUUUCCAUGUCCUUCGGAGCCUGUUUAGCACUACGCCUUUGACAACAGAUGACGGUGUGCUGCUUCGGAGGAUGGCUUUGGAAAUUGGGGCACUCCACCUCAUUCUUGUCUGUCUCUCUGCUCUGAGCCACCAUGCCCCACGAGUUCCAAACUCUAGUCUCAAUCAAACAGAGCCGCAGGUAUCAAGCUCUCAUAACCCUACGUCAACAGAGGAACAGCAGCUCUACUGGGCCAAAGGGACUGGCUUUGGAACAGGCUCUACAGCUUCCGGAUGGGACGUGGAGCAGGCCUUAACCAAACAGCGGCUGGAAGAGGAACAUGUUACCUGUCUCCUGCAGGUUCUUGCAAGUUACAUAAAUCCUGCAAGUGGUGCUGUGAAUGGAGAAGCUCAGUCAUCUCACGAGAGUAGAGGACAGAACAGUAAUGCCCUCCCUUCUGUGCUUCUAGAGCUGCUCAGUCAAUCCUGCCUCAUCCCUGCCAUGUCAUCGUAUCUACGAAAUGACUCAGUUCUCGACAUGGCAAGACACGUGCCGCUCUAUCGCGCUCUGCUGGAGUUGCUCCGGGCCAUUGCUUCCUGUGCAUGCAUGGUGCCCCUCUUGUUGCCUCUUUCUGCAGAGAAUGGGGAAGAGGAGGAAGAACAGUCGGAGUGUCAAACUUCCGUUGGUACCUUAUUAGCCAAAAUGAAGACCUGUGUUGAUACCUACACCAACCGUUUAAGAUCUAAAAGGGAAAAUGUUAAAACAGGAGUAAAACCAGAUGCAUCUGAUCAAGAGCCGGAAGGCCUUACUCUUUUGGUGCCAGACAUUCAGAAGACUGCUGAGAUCGUUUAUGCAGCCACUACCAGUUUGCGGCAAGCAAAUCAAGAAAAAAAACUAGGUGAAUAUUCAAAGAAGGUGGCUAUGAAACCCAAACCUUUAUCAGUAUUGAAAUCACUUGAAGAAAAAUAUGUGGCUGUCAUGAAGAAAUUACAGUUUGAUACAUUUGAGAUGGUUUCUGAAGAUGAAGAUGGGAAGUUGGGUUUUAAAGUCAACUACCACUACAUGUCUCAGGUGAAAAAUGCGAACGAUGCCAACAGUGCUGCUCGAGCCCGCCGCCUUGCACAAGAAGCUGUGACGCUGUCAACCUCACUGCCUCUGUCGUCAUCCUCCAGUGUGUUUGUGCGCUGUGAUGAGGAGCGGCUUGACAUCAUGAAGGUUCUGAUAACUGGUCCUGCGGACACUCCUUAUGCAAAUGGCUGCUUUGAGUUUGAUGUAUAUUUUCCUCAAGAUUAUCCCAGUUCACCCCCUCUUGUGAAUCUAGAGACGACUGGUGGUCAUAGUGUGCGAUUCAAUCCAAACCUUUAUAAUGAUGGCAAGGUUUGUUUAAGCAUCUUAAAUACAUGGCAUGGAAGACCAGAAGAGAAGUGGAAUCCUCAGACCUCAAGCUUUUUGCAAGUGUUGGUGUCUGUUCAGUCCCUUAUAUUAGUAGCGGAGCCUUAUUUUAAUGAACCAGGAUAUGAACGGUCUAGAGGCACUCCCAGUGGCACGCAGAGUUCUCGAGAAUAUGAUGGCAACAUUCGACAAGCAACGGUUAAGUGGGCGAUGCUGGAACAAAUCAGAAACCCUUCACCGUGUUUUAAAGAAGUUAUACACAAACACUUUUACUUGAAGAGAGUGGAGAUCAUGGCGCAGUGUGAGGAGUGGAUCGCCGACGUCCAGCAAUACAGCAGCGACAAGCGGGUGGGCAGGACCAUGUCUCACCACGCGGCGGCUCUCAAGCGUCACACUGCUCAGCUCCGAGAAGAGCUGCUCAAACUUCCCUGUCCUGAAGGCUUGGACCCUGAUGCCGAUGAUUCCUCGGAGAUGUGCAGUGCCACAGCUGGUGCUGAGGAGACUCUAAUGCAUGAUCAGGUCAAACCCAGCAGCAGUAAAGAACUCCCCAGUGACUUCAAAUUAUGAGCUGCGUUGACAUGGACAUCAUAGACACAAAGGCUUUGAAGCACAAGCCAAAUAUGUCAAUAUUUGUAUGUAAGAAACUAAUUAUGUAAUAGGUAAUGAAACUGAAACUAUACUACACCCUUAAGGAGAUCCAGUUUAAUUCAAAGGUGAUCUUUUAUUUACCUGUACAAGAGUGUAAACUUUUGUGUGCUUUUAUUUUUCAAUUGUGAGAACCACUGAUUGGUAUGUUCAACAAAUUUGUGUAUACAAAGAAAUGGAGAAAUCACUGAUUAUAUAAGGGAAACUACCUUAGGAAAGAAUGUUUACUGAAUGUUUGUUUUCUUUUUUUUUUUUUACUGUAGAGUGAAGGGUUGUUAACAAAGAAUAUAUAUUGGUCAUUCUUACAACUACUAUUUAAAGUCAGCAACUUUUCACUGAAUUUGAUAGAUUUUAUGUUUGGCCAUAUCUUCAUGCUCAUAUUUGAUUUCUGAAGACCUCCUCCGUACACUUCAAUAAAAGUUAAAUGGACAUACUCCCUCUUUUUUGAUUUACUGGUACAUUUUUUAAAUGAUAAAUCUGCCAUAAAAUGCAUUAUAGCUGAAGACUUGCACUUGUAUGGAUGAAUUUAUUACAUUCAACGUAUUUAAUUUUAUGCUUUCUAAAAUUCUAAGAUGCAGAAAAAUAAAUGAACAUGAUUUUAUUCUAUGCCAAUAUUUGGGCCUGUGAAUGUAUCUGUUAUUUGAAUUUAAGUCUAUGAAAAAGAAUGGUCCAUCUGAAAAGCCACUCUGGCCUGAAUUUCCCUUAAAGGGCUCCUGUCUUCCUGGACUGUCUGGCUGUAUUACUGACGUCACAUGUGUGUAUCAGACACGAGGCUCUGUAGAGCAGAGAGGGUGGACCUCUCUGGUGCUGUACUUGCCGUAUGGGCUCAUUUUCAUGCAAAUUCCUCCUAGAGCCAAAUAAAUAAAGACUUAGGUGUA
This is a messenger RNA of Odocoileus virginianus texanus, 9079 nucleotides long. Lineage: Eukaryota; Metazoa; Chordata; Mammalia; Artiodactyla; Cervidae. The record is from RefSeq and is a predicted model, not a curated record.